This is a messenger RNA of Aedes albopictus (Asian tiger mosquito), 681 nucleotides long. RefSeq lists its product as uncharacterized. NCBI's taxonomy places the organism in Eukaryota, Metazoa, Arthropoda, Insecta, Diptera, Culicidae. The record is from RefSeq and is a predicted model, not a curated record. The transcript is spliced from 5 exons. The coding region runs from base 73 to 681 and encodes 202 amino acids.
CUAGCUAGACCAACCUUAGUCACAUAUUCGUCGUUGAAGCGGAAACUCCACUACGCCACCGCGCACGCCGCCAUGUUUCGGUCGUUAAACGCCAUCACUGUGGCGGUCGUUCUUGUGUGCUACUGCUGCUGCUCGGUCGUGUCUGCCCCAGCCGCCUUCAGGGAUGAAGAACAAACGAACUCCCUUUCUGCUAACGAUGCACAACAGUACCACAUCCCGUCCCUUCUAACACAGCGGAUACGAAGCUGCAUGGAUCGACUGGAUGGCAGUAUCGAGUCCAGCCAAGUGAUGAUCACCGCACUGGUGCAGCAGCUGAAUCAUCUGGCUGUGGAAUCCAGUCCAGACCGACCCGCUGAAGACGGUGAAGCUACUAGUGUGCAGUUUGUUAGAAUUCAAACGACAGACGACCGGGGCAUGCUAAUAUGGACCUCCAAUGGGUACUACAUUUCGCUGUCCUUCAUCCUGUUCCUGCACCUGAUGAUACUAUUCGUAUUCGGUCUGAUAAGCCUCUGUUUUUCGAAACCAUCUGCUGCUAGUGCCCAACCGAAGCAUCUUAAAAAAGAACUUCUGCUUCCAUACCCGAUCGUGGCCAGUAUUGUGGCGUGGGGCAUUGGACCUCUGAUCGAUCAUGCGCUAGCAAUCAAGACCCUCAAGGCAGAUACCCAAACGUGGUCGUCGUGA